Molecule: messenger RNA, 1035 nt
Organism: Loxodonta africana (African savanna elephant)
Lineage: Eukaryota; Metazoa; Chordata; Mammalia; Proboscidea; Elephantidae
Product: olfactory receptor 10A2-like
Exons: 1
Coding region: 73-1035 (320 amino acids)
Biological process (GO): G protein-coupled receptor signaling pathway
Cellular component (GO): membrane
Molecular function (GO): olfactory receptor activity; G protein-coupled receptor activity
Source: RefSeq, a predicted model, not a curated record
GGUAUGAUAGAAACCUAUGUUAGGUGAUUGGAAUCUUUUAAGUAUCGUGUACUCUAUUUCUCAUCUCCACAGAUGUCUGGCUCUGAGCCUGUGGUGGGUAGAAACCAGUCCCUCUGCACCAAAUUCACAUUUGUGGCUUUUUCCUCUCUGGCAGAGUUACAGUCUUUGCUCUUCGUAGUGUUCUUAGUUAUCUACUUGCUUACAGUGGGAGGAAACCUCAUCGUCAUUUGCCUGGUCUGGAUCACUCCUUCCCUGCACACUCCCAUGUAUUUCUUCCUGGUGAAUCUCUCCUUUCUGGAGAUGUGUUACAUCAGCAGUGUGGUGCCUCAGAUGUUGAUGCACCUGCUAGUAGAGACAAAGACCAUUAGUGUUGGAGGCUGUGCAGCUCAGAUGUGUAUAUUCACCAUCUUGGGACUGACAGAGUGCUGCCUGCUAGCAGCCAUGGCUUAUGACCGAUUUGUAGCUAUUUGUUACCCGCUGCAUUAUUCUAUCUUGAUGGGCCCUCGUGUGUGUUUGAAACUGGCUGCAGCAUCUUGGACCACUGGAGUGGUGGUGGAGUCAGUCCAGACCACUUGGAUCUUCACUCUGCCCUUCUGUGGAACAGGAAAGAUUCAGCACUUUUUUUGUGACAUCAUGCCUGUGGUGAAGCUGGCUUGUGUUGACACUUCCCACAACGAGAUUGUGAUGUUCGCUGUCUCUGUGUUCUUCAUCAUGAGUCCCUGUCUCCUCAUUCUGUGCUCCUACGUGCGCAUUCUCACAGCCAUCUUGAGAAUUCCCUCAGCAGCUGGCAGACGCAAAGCAUUCUCCACCUGUUCUUCUCAUGUCCUGGUUGUUUCUUUGUUCUAUGGAACUGCCUUAUUCACUUAUCUCCAACCCAAGACUGCCCACACUCCAGAAACAGACAAAGUAACUGCUCUCAUGUACACAGUGGUCACUCCUGCUCUGAAUCCUGUCAUCUACACCUUGAGGAACAAGGAAGUGAAGGAAGCCUUUCAAAGGGUAACACAAAGGAACUCUCUUUCACAAAUGGCCUAA